AUCACUAUAAAUAGUGACACCAACUCAACCAAAAAAGUCACAGAAAAUUUCAGACAAACUAAGCUCAAAGCAAACUUCAGUUAAGUUAGUAAUUGUCAUGGCUUCUCGUGUUCACAUCCUGUUUCAAACCUUUGUCUUGUCGGUUCUUGCAGCCACAGCUUUCUCAUUAUCUCCGCAUUACUAUAAAAAUGUUUGUCCCAAAGCUUUGCCAACCAUCAAAAAACUAGUGGAGGCUGCAGUGCACAAAGAGCGACGGAUGGGAGCAUCUUUACUUCGUCUUCACUUCCAUGACUGCUUUGUUAAUGGAUGUGAUGCUUCAAAUCUUUUGGAUCCGACGCCUACCCUUGAUAGUGAAAAGAAUGCUACUCCGAAUAAAAAUUCUUUAAGAGGAUUUGAAGUGAUCGACCAUAUUAAGGCGGAGGUGGACAAAAUUUGUGGAUGCCCUGUGGUUUCUUGUGCUGAUAUCUUGGCCGUAGCAGCUCGAGAUUCUGUAGUUGCGCUAGGAGGGCCAUCAUGGAAGGUGCGGCUAGGGAGGAGAGAUUCAACAACAGCCAAUCGAACACAAGCAAACCUCGACCUUCCAAACCCGUCCAUGGAUCUCCCUGCAUUAAUCAACAAUUUCAAGAAUCAAGGUCUGAAACGGAGAGACCUUGUAGCUCUCUCUGGUGGCCACACCAUUGGGUUUGCACGAUGUUUUCUCUUUAGGAACAGAAUUUACAAUGCAACAAACAUCGACCCUGUCUUUGCAAAAAAGCGAAGAGCAACCUGCCCAUUCACUGGAGGAGACUCUAUCCUUGCUCCUUUAGACCCAACACCUGUACACUUUGACAUUGCGUACUUCAACAACUUGGUGAAGCAAAGGGGGCUGUUCAUCUCAGAUCAGGCACUUUUCAAUGGCGGCUCCACUGAUAAACGUGUAAAGACUUACAGUUCGUACCCUGAAGUUUUCUGGAAAGAUUUCCGUAAGUCAAUCAUUAAGAUGGGAAAUAUUAAGCCUUUGACUGGGAACCAAGGACAAAUUCGUGUCAACUGCAGGAAGGUGAACCAAUAAAAAUGACAAGGAUCUUGGUUCCAAUCUAAGUUUAGUGGUAAAAUCAGUUUGGAAAAUCGAAAUUACUAAUGUCAAAAUGUUAGGACAGAUGUUUCAUUCUCUUAGCUUUAUUUUUAAUCUUUCUUUAUAAACAAUAAUGUAUAUUUCUUGUACCCUGUGAUAUCUAUAAAUGAAACAUAACACUCACUCUGAGAAAGUAAGUGAGGUUUUCUUAUUUUGUAAAACUUU
Molecule: messenger RNA, 1279 nt
Organism: Durio zibethinus
Lineage: Eukaryota; Viridiplantae; Streptophyta; Magnoliopsida; Malvales; Malvaceae
Product: peroxidase RIP1-like
Biological process (GO): response to oxidative stress; hydrogen peroxide catabolic process
Molecular function (GO): heme binding; peroxidase activity
Source: RefSeq, a predicted model, not a curated record